AAUAAUUUCUUAAAAAUUAGAAUGGCACAGAGGUGGCAGAGUGAGGGACUAGAGUGGCCAUUUGCUCUGCUUGCCACUCCAGGCCAGCCACAUUUCCUCUGAUGCAUGCAGACUUCUUGUAGUUGCAGUCCGGCACUGCAAAGCUGUUCCCUUUCUGCAAGCACUGUGGGAAUGCCAAGAAACAAAAUGAUCAUGGAAGUGCAGAUGGCCAUCUUCACCAACAUGCUGGGCAUGUUCCUCUUCCUGCUUCUGCUCCUCUAUGACUACGUGGUGAUCAAUAACUCCAAGAAGCAGGAGUGAGGUGGCACGGCCCCGCUGCAGAUGGCUCUGUGCUCGAGAGGAGCAUUUUCAUACUUGUCUCUUCUGCUUGCUGAGAGCUGAGGAUGCCACAAGCCUGAGCCCAGGAAUGGCCCUUAAGGGAUGCAGAAGUGCCUGCCACCAGGAUGAAAAGUCAAAAAGGGAUUGGGAAGAAGCUCCUCCAAGGUUGAGGGGUUUAGGCCCCUAUUAAACAUCCCCCUCCACUUUUGAGGCUAAAAAAAAAUAGAA
Messenger RNA from Phascolarctos cinereus (koala), 546 nucleotides. The record is from RefSeq and is a predicted model, not a curated record. NCBI's taxonomy places the organism in Eukaryota, Metazoa, Chordata, Mammalia, Diprotodontia, Phascolarctidae.